UUGACGUCUGGCGUCUCUGGGGGGGCCGAGGUGGUCCUUGGGCGGGUGGCAUCGAGUGGCCACUGCGUGUCCCCUGUGUUCUUCGCUCUUCCCAUUGACGCGCGGCGUCCGCCAUGGAAGCGCAUCCGGCUGCCGCCGGCAUGUCAGGGCGCCGCGACCCCGGCUCUCCGGAGCGAUGAGGUGGUAGAGGGUCGCCCCGCGGCUCACCGCCAGCUCCGGUGAGGAGGGGCCGUCGGGCGGGCAGUGCCGCGCCGCGGUGCCGCCCCCUCCCCGCGCCGCCCCGCCCCGCCCCGCCCCCGGGGGCGCUGCUAGGGGACGCCCGCCGCCCACACCGCCCAUGCCGGCCCGGAGCACCGUCGCGUCCCGCGACCGCUGCUGAAGCCCGCGCCCGCCGCUCUAGCCCGCACCCGCCGCCCGGACGCUGCCACCCGCCCGCGCCCAAGAUGUGGCACAACGUGGGGCUGACCCUGCUGGUGUUCGUGGCUACGCUGCUGAUCGUCCUGCUGCUGAUGGUGUGCGGUUGGUAUUUUGUAUGGCAUCUAUUUUUAUCUAAAUUCAAGUUUCUUCGAGAACUGGUGGGAGAUACAGGAUCCCAGGAGGGAGAUCAUGAGCCUUCAGGGUCUGAAACGGAAGAAGACCCCUCAGCCUCUGCACACAGGCUAAGAUCUGCUCGCCAGCGCCGGGCACCAGCUGAUGAAGGCCACUGACCCCAGACAUGGGCCUGUAUUCCUGAGUAAAUGUUAAAGGCAGUUCCAAGCCUCUGUCUUCAGUUAUGUGGCUUUGAAAAUUUACAAAGUGACUGAACAGCAUUUGUACUUGGCUUUUUUUGUCCAGUACAAAAACAGAUUUACAUGUAAGCCAUAUCGAAAUAAAGGGAAUCGAAACAGUUAGACCACUGAAAAUUUCAUCUUAAGAUAAUAUUUUGCUUCACUAGCUCUCUACUUAACCCAUUUGUUCCUUAUCUCUUGGGCUAUCUUUAUCUUUUUUUUUGCACUGAUAUGAAUUGGGAAAACAUCCCAAGCUUGAAGAAACACUUUAUUAGACAGAAAAUGGACUGCUUUGCUGACAUUUUAAUUUGUCUGAAUUUGGGGUGCAUUAAUGACUAUCAUCCGUGGUUUGUUCAUGUGAUUAUCUUAGCCAUGCUUGUGUGAAGUGUCCUCUUAUCAUUGCCUUCACCUGUGUGUGCAUUGUUGGCAUCAAAGACAUUUAGAAAUGUCUUUAAAAAGGCCACACUAUGAUUCAGCAUUUCUGAAAUGCAUGCAAAUGGAGCAGCAGGGUGUACAUUUGAUAUUAGUGAAGCAAAUAUUCAUCAUUGGAGGAAUGACUAGAAUUCCUUAUUUUCUUACAAGGCAACAACAAGAAAAUGCAUUAUAGGACCUAAAAGGAAGAUCCCCACAAGUAGAUGAAGCUGUACCAUGCUUUGUCAAUGAAGCAGAUGCGAAAGGAAUGCUCAUCACAGGCCAAAUGAUGCACCUGAAGGCAGGAGAAUUUGCCAAAGCCCUUGGAAAUCCACGAAGCAUAAUUCUAAGUAACAGAAAGCCAGUGUGAUCAAUACAGCAUCAAGCAGGAUUCCCAUGAAGGAAUCAACCUUUUGUCCAAAGCUUUCUGCUUCCAUUCAGUGAAAGACAGGGUUGGAGUACUCCUUCAGGAAAUGCUUCAUCUCAGUACUCUUGACACCAGGACCAUGUGUGGGAAAAAGCAGCUAUCCAUGACUGCGAUUUAAAAAGUGAUUCAGAAGAGUUGGACUCAGAAUAUGAAGUUAUAACUUAACCAGUCACUUUCCCCUACUCUUUAGGUUAUGCACAAGAUUGAUGUGAUGAAAAUCUGUUUUAACUUUAGAAGCACCCUUUUAAUAAGUAUCAGAGAAGCAAUUUCUGUGAUACAAGGCAUGUAUCAUAGUUGAACGGGCAGCAUUUUCUUAGCAAUGUACGUGGUGCAUCUUAAUGAAUUGGCAAAACAUGGUAGUUUGUAAGUUUAUUUUUCUUUUCAAGGUAGCAGUUAUUUAUUGGGGAACUGAAUUCUGACCCUAGUAAUGUUAAAGUAGUUACCUUUCCUGAAAUACAUUUUGGGGGCGAGCUUUUCAAGAUUUGAGGUGUAGUAACUUAGUGUGAGUACUAUUAUAUACUGGUCACUCCCUUUGUAUGGGAGGACUUCAUGCCCCAGGCAUGCAUUCUGGAGAAACAGUUGUUCUUUACCAGUAAUAAUUCAGUGAUAAGCCCUCAAAGGUAUUGGAUACUUAAAAACCAGUAGGUGAGAACACCCUCAGAACGGGUCUAAAUGACUCUUGCCAGAUUUCCAUGUUUGUCUGACUGAACUUUGGACUGUUUACUAGGGAACAGAUAUGGAUUAACCAAUCUUCUUGUUUAGUGUUCCCAGCUUUGUACAAAAGUGAAAUGCAAAGCCAAUUUAUUUUGUUAAUCAAAGUUCCUUAUUUUUAACUUUUAUUUUGGAAGAGCUGGUUAUCACCUCUCUCAUGGUGUAUAACUGUGUUGAUACCUCAUUCUUCAUGCUGACAGCUUUUGUUUUUAUGAAUAGUUCACUGUCUGCCCAGUUGCAUUCCUGUUGAACACCUCCUUGAUGAUAUUGUGUCCUAUUGGGUAUUCUGAAAGGGAAUACACACGUAGAACUUUACAUAUUUGCUGGAAGACAUUGCCCAGUGUCUGAGAGUGGGGUGCAACCAUUUUAUUGUAAUUUCCUUAGUGGAUGUAUGGUUACUUGUGGGCAUAAAAAGCAGUGACAUAGGUCCUACUGUUAAUUGUAACGUGUUAUUUGCUAGCUGAAUAUCACAUUGGAAUGGUCAUUCAUUAGAAAAAAGAUGAAUGCCCCAAAACAUCUUGGUAUGGGAGGGUAGACUUGCAUUAAAAUGUCCAUAUUUUGUUUUGUUUGUGUUUUGUGGUGAUUGUCCUAAGGUUUAGAUGAUAAUAUUUGUUGAGAAAUUUGAGCUUGUGAGCUUCCUGUUGUAUCAGUAUUAAAGAAUGAUGGCUAUGUUAAUCCCCACUCCCCUACCUACUGUAGUUACACCCAAAUCAACCUUGUUAAAGAUACAUAUGUUGGACAUUAUUUAUUGGCAUUUGUGUGUUAAGCAUAUCUUUAUAGCAUUUUAGGAAAUGAUCUACAUUAAUAAGGGCAUAUUGAUAUGCUCUAAAGGCAUUAACAGUGCACACUUGCUAUGUUUAUCUUACUUGGGAAAGGUAGGAAGGAAUUGCUGAUGCCAACAUGAAAGUCCAUAAACUAAUUUUUUGUUCAAAACUUUUAUUUUUUGUGCAUCCUGUUUUCUGUAGUGUGUAUUUCUAAAGCCACUAAGAGAGGGGAGGGAAAUAAAUAGCAGUUCAUGCAGAA
Molecule: messenger RNA, 3339 nt
Organism: Perognathus longimembris pacificus (Pacific pocket mouse)
Lineage: Eukaryota; Metazoa; Chordata; Mammalia; Rodentia; Heteromyidae
Gene: Smim13
Product: small integral membrane protein 13
Exons: 2
Coding region: 444-707 (87 amino acids)
Source: RefSeq, a predicted model, not a curated record